CAGAAUCAGCUCCUCCCUCCUGUGUGGUGGCUUUUCCGACCAAAAGCUCCUCAGACGUGAACAGUUUCGCUGAGGAGCACUUUACUCCCCCUCAGCCCUUCCCUCCGCUGCUUCCCCCCCUCCUUGGAAAAACAUCCAGGCGGACAGCCGAGGCGUCACUUUCUGCAGAGCGACCUGAGUGAGAGGAGUUGAGGUGUCGGAUAAUCAGGUCUCCAGUCGUCCUUCACCCGGAUCUCUGUCAGCGAUGGAGACUUGGGCUGGCACCCGCCCAGGCUGGCGCGUCUUUCUGGGUCUCUGGCUGCUGAUCGCCGCUCAUGCCCUCCAACACGCCAGGGCGGAGAUAAGUUGCGGAUCUUGCCCGUCGCCUGUUCAACUUCACCGGGAGGAGCUGCAGCUGGCGCCGGGGGUGCGCUCCGACCCCGCGGAGGAGGCGCUGGAGGUCAGGGAACCCCGGGCUACUGGACGGGAAUCUGGGAUGCUUGCGACUUCUGGCCCUAAUUUUAGUUUGGAUGAAGUUAAACCAGGCAGUCCUGAGUCUGGGGUGGCGGAGGAUGCUGCGCACUGGAGAGCCAAGAGGAGCGCUCCAGACUUUAGCGAGUUCAGCGACUGGACCGGCCGGACCGCGCAGCUGGAUAGCCACAAAGCUGGCCGGUCGGAAUUCGGGUGGAACAGGCAGGAUGGGAGCGAGAAUACCCGGCAGGAUGAGCCCAGGCUCAACAGCAGCACCUUCGCUCUCACUGGGGACUCUGCGCACAACCACGCCGUGGUCUACUGGACCGGACAAAACAGCAGCGUCAUCCUUAUUCUUACCAAACUCUAUGACUUUCACAUCGGCAGCGUCACUGAGAGCACUCUCUGGAGAUCCACAGACUACGGAUCAACAUACGAGAGAAUGAACGACAAAAUCGGGUCCAAAGCCGUCCUCAGUUACCUUUACGUUUGCCCAACCAACAAAAGGAAGAUUAUGGUCCUGACUGAUCCGGAGUUUGAGAGCAGCGUGCUCAUCAGCACUGAUGAGGGAGCCAGUUUCCAGAAGUACCGCCUCUCCUUCUUCGUCCUGAGCCUUUUAUUCCACCCCACAGAGGAGGACUGGGCCUUGGCCUACAGCCACGACCAGAAGUUGUACAGCUCAGUUGACUUUGGAAGGAAAUGGAUGCUCAUCCACGAACACGUCACCCCGAACAGAUUCUACUGGUCUGUUUCUGGACUGGACAAAGAACCAGAUCUGGUCCACAUGGAGGCUCACACUCCGGAUGGAAAUGUGCAGUACGUCACAUGCAGAGCUCAGAUGUGCUCUGAAGCCAACCGGAAUUGUCCGUUCUCGGGAUUCAUCGACAUCAGCUCUCUGGUGGUUCAAGAUGACUACAUUUUCAUACAGGUUCCCACCUCUGGACGAGCGACUUAUUACGUCUCCUAUAAGAGAGAAGCUUUCAUACAAAUCAAACUGCCAAAAUACUCCCUGCCUAAGGAUUUACACAUCGUCAGCACUGACGGGAAGCAGGUCUUUGCAGCAGUGCAGGAGUGGAACCAGAACGACACCUACAAUCUCUACCUGUCUGACACCAGAGGGAUCUUCUUCACCUUGGCCAUGGAAAAUGUCAAGACAACCAGAGGCAUCGCUGGGAACCAGAUGUUGGACCUCUAUGAGGUGGCUGGAAUCAAAGGAAUGCUAAUCGCAAACAAGAAGCAGGACAACCAGGUGAAGACCUACAUCACCUACAACAAAGGCCGGGACUGGAGGCUCCUUCAGGCGCCGACUGCAGACCUGGAUGGAAACAACAUCCACUGCAUUCUGCCAUCUUGUUCCCUUCACCUCCAACUGCAAACGUCGGAGAACCCUUACGUGUCAGGAACGAUCUCCACCAAGAGCUCUGCUCCGGGGAUCAUCGUUGCCACAGGAAAUAUUGGAGCAGAGCUGUCUUAUAACAACGUUGGCGUGUUCAUAUCAUCGGAUGCAGGCAACAACUGGAGACCGAUUUUUGAAGAAGAGCAUAAUAUCUGGUUCCUGGAUAAAGGAGGCGCCCUCGUUGCGGUGAAGCAGCCAUCUGUGCCAACUAAACAUCUCUGGAUCAGCUUUGAUGAAGGGAGGCAGUGGACCCAGCACAGCUUCUCCUCGGCGCUGCUGUUUGUGGACGGCGUGUUGGUGGAGGCCGGCGCGGAGAACCAGAUCAUGACCUUCUUUGGACAUUUCAGCCACCGCUCUGAGUGGCAGCUCAUCAAGAUAGACUACAAAUCCAUCUUCAGCAGGAAGUGCACCGAGGAAGACUACCAAACCUGGCACCUGCACAACAAGGGCGAGCCGUGUGUAAUGGGUCAGAAGCAGAUUUACAUGAAACGCAGGCCUGGAAACUACUGCAUGCUGGGAAGGGACUACUCCAGAAUCCUCUCAGCUGAAUCCUGUAUUUGCCGAGCUCAUGAUUUUGAAUGCGAUUAUGGGUACGAGCGGCGGAACGACGGGAACUGCCGGCCGGCCUUCUGGUUCAAUCCGUCCUCUGUGUCCAGAAGCUGCAGCCAGGGUCAGAACUACUUCAACAGUACCGGGUACCGUAAAGUGGUGCUGAACAACUGCACCAAGGGCGUGAAGGAGAUGUACACGGCCAGGAAGCAGCAGUGCCCCAACAGGCCCCCAAAAGGACUCAGCCUGGCCACCAGCGACGGGAAAGUCACCGCCAACAUGGGCAGCAACGUGACCUUCGUGGUGCACCUGGACGAGGGAGACUCUUUGAGGACAAACAUCCAGCUGGACUUUGGCGAUGGCACAGCGGUCUCCUACUCCAACCUGAGCUGGACGGAGGAGGGCAUCAAACACGUCUACAAGUCAGCGGGAAUAUUCCGGGUCACGGCGCUGGCAGAGAACACGCUGGGCUCCGACAGCACUACGUUGUACCUGCAUGUCACAUGUCCGGUGGAGCACGUCCAGCUCCUUGCUCCCUUCGUGGUGAUCAGAAACAAGGAGGUGAACAUCACAGCGGUGGUCCUGCCCAGCCAAUCACGCACUGUCACCUACUUCUGGUGGCUUGGCAACAACACAGAGCCGGUGAUAACGUUGGAUGGAAGUAUCUCAUACACCUUCAGGAGUGAGGGAAUGCACAGCAUCACAGUUCAGGUGGCGGCAGCUAACGCCAUCCUGCAGGACACCAAGAGCAUCGCGGUCAAAGAAUUCUUCAAAUCUCUGCUUUUAUCUUUCUCCCCGAACUUGGACGAGUUCAACCCCGACAUACCCGAGUGGAGGCAGGAUGUGGGGAGAGUAAUUAAGAAGGCUCUGCUACAAGUGUCGGACUUCCCAGAGGAUCAGCUCUUGGUCGCCGUUUUUCCAGGCGUCCCAACGGCUGCAGAACUCUUUCUGUUACCCAACAAGAACCAAUCAGAGGGGAGGAAAAAGAGCGAGGAGGAGCUGGAGAAGGCGUCCAGCGUCAUCGUGAGCGCACUGAACCAAAACCUGGUGGAGUUUGAGCUGAAGCCUGGCGUCAGAGUCAUCGUCUACAACACGCAGCUAACGCUCGCGCCGCUGGUGGACUCCAGUCCCAGACACAGCAGCUCGGCGAUGCUCAUGCUCCUCUCUGUGGUGUUCCUGGGCCUCGCCGUCUUCCUCAUCUACAAGUUUAAGAGAAAAAUACCUUGGAUCAACAUUUACGCCGAGGUGAACCAGGAGAAGGAGCAGGAGAUGAUCGGCUCGGUCGGUCAGGGCGACAACACGCCCAAAAUCACUCUGAGCGAAUUCACAGCAUCCAAAGAGCUCAUGGAGAAGGAGCUGGAUGCCCGGGUCAAGAGAGGAGUCGGAAACGCCUGCGAGAGCACAAGGGAGAUCCCAAACUGUACCAGCGUGUAGAAGCUGGAGUUUGUGUGCAGAGCGAGUGUCACGGUGUCCGGGGUUCUUCUCCAUUUCUGUUUUGUAAUUCUAAACACAACUGAUGUUAAUAGUUUUUCUAAAAGGCCUCAUUUAUACAGACUUGCAUGGAUGUCUCGUUGGGCAACAUCCAAUGCAGCGAUGCGAUCUCUGCAGCGAGACUUUUGGGUUUCCGUGGAUGUAAACGCUCCAUUCAUCUGCUGAGGGAAUUAUCUUCUGUGGAUAAGUUCUGUACGUUUCCUGAGAUGUUUGCUUUGAAAAUCAUUUCUGCCUAAAUGUAGACUAUAUUGUCAGUCUUCAAUGAAACAGGGAAUAUUACUGAAAUGUAUAGUAUUAUCUUUUAUUCUGUUACAUGUAAAUAUCCUUUCUACAUGCUGGUGUUCUCAUGGCGCCGGACGGCAUCAGAUCUGACGGCGGUUUGUUUUUGAAGGUGUUUGAAACGUCAGACUGACGGAGAAACAUUUUGCUUUGCUGACGUCCUUGACUUGUGCAUGUUCCCACUGAGGACACGGUUUCUGUUUUGUAGAUAAGCAAGUGUUGUAAAUAGUUCUUUUCUAAACAUUGGUGGAAGCCCAGUCGGAUCGGGCCCGGUUCUGUUCUGCUUUCGUCGUCUUCGGUUGCUGUUGAAACGGGUCGAUCUGCUGAUGUUCAGCUGCGUUAACAGAUUUACUCUGCAAACAAAACGAGACGGAUCAACAUGAGGGGGAUCGUGUAUGAUAUAUUUAUAUUUUCAGUAGAAAUAUACUCGAGAUAACCAGACAUUUAACUAGAUGAGUGUCUUUGAACCAAACAUUAAUAGCUACUGGCAUCAUUGCAUCACAUUUUGCCUCUGAAUGUCCUGAUUUGUGGAGACUGGAUCUGCAGUUCACAGUAUUUUAGAGCAACUUUGGAAAAAACUCUGACGUUUUCAUAAUGUGCAGAAAAUAUUUUGUUCUAACUCAAAAAAUGAUGGUUGAUGAAAGUCAUUACCCAGACUAUCAAACAUUUCUAUUGUGCCAAUUUAACAGAUGGACAAUAAUAAUGUGUUUUGAUGAAGCUUCAUGAUCUGCAUGGGAGGAAAAACUGAAGGUGUCAAAUCAGCAAUGAAGAGAAAAUGUUGAGAUUAAAGUUUCUAUAUAAAGAUUAAAGUUCAUCUAAUAAACUAAAACUAACAAUGCUUUAUGUAAAUGAGCUCAUAAAAUAUAAUCAGGAUUUAAUAACUAAUAAAUUCUCUCUAUUCUGCUCAGUUGUUCUGUUUAUUUAGCUGUUAUUUGUAAAGCAAUAAAAUCCAGCCUCCCUUAAACCCUCUCUGGUACCAAACCCUCUCUGGUACCAAACCCUCUCUGGUACCAAACCCUCUCUGGUACCAAACCCUCUCUGGUACCAAACCCUCUCUGGUACCAAACCCUCUCUGGUACCAAACCCUGUCUGGUACCAAACCCUCUCUGGUACCAAACCCUCUCUGGUACCAAACCCUGUCUGGUACCAAACCCUGUCUGGUACCAAACCCUCUCUGGUACCAAACCCUCUCUGGUACCAAACCCUCUCUGGUACCGGGGAUCCACUGAACCUCAGCUCCCAGUUUUCUGUUUUUUUAAGGUGUGUUUAGGGCACCUUCAGAAAAACAGUGUUUUUGUGACACGUCCAGCUGUGUUUUAGUGGAAGGUCAGAAGAAUGAAAUGGUUUUAGAACCAGAACAGAUCAAAUCAUUUGUAUUUUCUUUUUGCUGAACUCCACCAGGUUUCCUUCAAUGACAGGAGAGCAGAGCAGUCGAUGUAUUAAUGCAGCUGAAUCCUGCUAGUAUGAUUUGAAAUAAGGCAGAGUUGCACUGUGACUGUAAUGAGAGAACGCUGGACAGCUAAGCCCAAGAUCCCAGCAUGCACUGCUUCCCCACCAGCUCAUGUAAACAUCUAGAGAAGAAGAGAGUACUCAGCAGCAGAGAUAUAGAGGCUGUCAGCAUUAACCAAACAGGACUGAUGCUUGUUCCUGCAUACAGAACAAAGAUCAUUUCCAGCUUUAUUGUAUUCACAGAGCUGAGGCUUGUUUGGAUACUUUUUAUUGCAGCUUUCAUCAAAUGAGAUGAGGAGAAAAGAAACUUUGGGAAUCAGGAAGUAAAGUUAGUGUUGAUGCUGGUGUAAAAUGCUGCAGGGAAGAGCCACAUGUGCAAAAGUCCCGGGAUGCUUCAUGAUGCCAACGUGUUGAACUGCAGCGUUUACAGUUAAUGAAGUUUUGUAAACGCAGUGUGUGUUCGGCUGCAUGACGCCUGCAGCAUUAAAUAAACUUGCAGUCUUAUUGUUGAGGAAUCCAGGAAACUCUGGAUGUGCAGGAAAACCUGGAAACUCGGAUUCUUGGAAAAGUCUGAAUUUUUCAGAUGUGGGAUCAACAAACAGUUGGUGAAGAUGAAGUGGUCCGAGAUUUUGAACAAGUCAUUUUUCAUUUGGAAACGGACCCAUAAGUUGUUGCACCAGUGGCUUCUCCUUCUUACCCAUUGCUUUUCUCUCAAGGCCAGUAAAUAUGUCAAAGAUUUUUGGAUAAAAACUUUAUUAAAAAUAGUUUUCCAUUCAAAUUGGUGGAAAUAAAACAACAUCCUUAAGGAUUUAGAAGCAAAUGAACCAAUGAAUGUUUUCAGUUCCAGAUUUUGUUUGGAAAACAGAAAAACUCCAUUAAAACUGAUUAUAAAGGAGAAAAAUAUAAAGUGCCAAAAAUGUAUCUUAAGUAGUUUAAAACUCAACCAAUGAUCAGUUCAGCUGUGAACAAUAAUGCAGUUAAUGCACGGUUGUGUGAGUCCUUUAAAUAUGAAAGGAAAACAUUUGAUCAGCUCAGGCAUCAUUUUUCUUUCUGUUCUGCUGUGAAGCCGGAUCUGCAGCGUGAGGGAAUGGAAAUAAAUCUGCUCUAAGGGUCUGAGCUUCGCUUUUGAGUUUGAACAGAAUAGUACAUUAAAAAUGUCACCAGUGAAAAUAUCUCAACUUUUAUCACUGGAAGUUUCCCCCAACAACCCAAAAGGCUCUUUAUGCCGUGAACAGCGGAUCCCCAGACGAGGCAAAUGUUACCUUCAGCGAUUUGUUGCAAUUGUGUUUUUUUUUUCCAGGAGGCGAAAGCAUUGUAAUGUUCUUCAGUGCACAAAAAAAGCUAUGAUGCAUGCAUCAUUAGUAAAGUCCUGUUCCAUCCUUAUUUUAAUAUUUCUACAGUAAGGAAACUGUCAUUUUGAAAUUGUUUGAAAUAAAUGUAUUUUUGUACAUCAGCUCCA
Poeciliopsis prolifica (blackstripe livebearer) is the source of this 7073-nucleotide messenger RNA. It is a transcript of the gene sorcs3a, whose product is annotated as sortilin related VPS10 domain containing receptor 3a. The transcript has 27 exons. NCBI's taxonomy places the organism in Eukaryota, Metazoa, Chordata, Actinopteri, Cyprinodontiformes, Poeciliidae. Bases 245 to 3829 code for a protein of 1194 amino acids. Gene Ontology annotation, molecular function: protein binding. Gene Ontology annotation, cellular component: membrane. The record is from RefSeq and is a predicted model, not a curated record.